AUGGACGUACGGUAUAGUAAUCUGGGGCUCUGCCGAGAACCCAAACACGAGUACCGUACGAGCAUUCCGAAACAUUUGUCUGCGGCUAAUCACUGGCUAAUCACCUUGGUUCGUCUCAAACGAGACCCUGAAUUCCCUUCCGUAAACGAAACUGCUGCUACCUACUACGAACGCUUCCGCGGCCGACUACUAGAUAUUCCAAACCGGCCAAUCAGCGAGUCAGCUUCACUGACACUUCCUGGAAACCCUAACAGACGCCUCAAAAGAAAUUGGCGCCGGGACCCGAAAACCCAAGAACUAAUAGUCUAA
Molecule: messenger RNA, 309 nt
Organism: Cinara cedri
Lineage: Eukaryota; Metazoa; Arthropoda; Insecta; Hemiptera; Aphididae
Source: the annotation of a GenBank genome assembly